GCCAUCACUGCUUCAUUGUAGGCUGCUGCUGCUGCUGCUGCUCCUGCUGCUACUCAUCCAGACGGUGGAAGCCGAUUUGAAUUUAUAUAAAGAUAAGAUGGCAUCUACGGGCUUUGAUUGUCGUUAGGAUCCCACAGCUGAUGAGGAGUCGCUCCGAGCCCUUGAGUCUAACAGGAGAAUGAGGAGGAGGAACGGGAAAGACUUGGAAGGUUUCUUUAAAGUCUCAAUGAAAGCCUCUGGAGUGCUUCUUCAAUGAUAUACUGAUGGCUAAGAAAGGCCGCACGAAAGGCGAGAAGCCUGAAGCCCUCAUUUCUGCCUUACAAGCAGCCAAUGAAGAUCUCAGGUCCAAGCUAACUGACAUCCAGAUAGAGCUGCACCAGGAAAAAUGCAAGGUGAGCAAGCUGGAACGAGACAAGGUGCAAGAAGUGAAGCGAGUGCGAGAGCAGGAGCAGCACCGUCACACUGCCAUGUUAACAGAGCAACGGGCCAAGUGGCAUGAAGAAAAGCAGAAAGAGCUACAGGCUCUGCGGGAAAACCUUACCCGGCAGCAUGAGCAGGAACUGGCACGCCAUGCCAAGAUCAAGGACCAAGAAAAUCAGCGCCUCAAAACUGCCCUGAAUGCAAUGCGAGAUGGUAGUGGAGAAAAGGUACGCACAGCGCUGACCCUGGAAGCUAAAGAGGAGGCAAGGCGUUUCUUUGACCAGGAGAGAGUGAAGCUCCUGCAGGAAAUAGUUGAGCUGAAGGCUUCCAAGAAACAGACUGAUGAGGCUCUGAGCAACAUGAUCCAGGCAGACAAAAUGAAGGCUGGAGAUCUGCGGGUCGAACAUAGACAGCAUCAGGAAGAAAUCUCUAAGAUCAAGUGGGACUGUGAGAAGGACAUCCGCAGACUGGUGGAUGAAAUCAAAUCCAAGGACCGCACCAUUUUCUCUUUGGAGAAGGAGCUGGAGUCAACAGCUGGGUGCCUACAGAAGCUGCAGCUGCAGAAGGAUGCCUUGGAUGAACAACUUUUCCUUGUCAAAGAGUCAGAGUGUGGCCUGGGAAGUCCAAAAAGGGAAAUUCCAGGAAGAGCCGGCGAUGGUGCAGAGCACUGUGGAAGCCCUGACCUAAGGAGAAAUCAGCGACGUGUUGCUGAACUUAAUUCAACCAUACGCAAGUUGGAAGAUCGCAACUCAUUGCUGGUUGAUGAGAGAAAUGAAUUGCUAAAGCGAGUUAGAGAAUCUGAAAAGCAGUGCAAGCCCCUGUUGGACAAGAAUAAGCUGCUGAACAAGAGGAACGAUGACUUAACUCAGACCAUCCAGAAACUAGAGGAGAAGCUGAAAAGCCUGACAAAAGAAAACAAUGAAAUGAAGGAGAGGAUAGGUUCCCAUCCACCUCUAAAGAAACUGAAGUCCUUAAAUGACCUGGACCAGGCACAUGAUGACCAGGAAAUAGCCUUUCUCAAACUUCAAGUGCUGGAACAACAAAGCAUGAUUGAUGAAUUAACAAGAGAUCGUGAAAAACUACUGAGGAAGAAGAGACAUAAAAGAAGUUCAAGGCCUGUGAAGGUACAAAAAAUAUUUGUUUUUUUUGCUUUGCUGAUGUUUCAGGCUCAAGAGCAACUGCAAGCAGAUGUACUCCGGUACAAAGCCAAAAUAGAGGAUCUGGAGAAGGAACUAGCCUUUAAAGGACAGGACUCCAAAUGGGUAGAGGAAAAGCAGCUUUUCUUAAGAAGAAACCAGGAGCUGCUGGAUAAGGUGGAAAAAUUGGAGUCAGAAUGCAGUCGGCUUGAGGAGGAGCUCCAAGACUCCAGGGACCAAAAUGAGCUGUUGGAGUUUAGGAUACUGGAGCUGGAGGAACGUGAAAGGAGGUCUCCACCUUUUAACCAUUUGCGGAUGCAUCCGUUCUCUGAGGGAGUCAGCGCGCUGCAGAUUUACUGCAUGAAGGAAGGGGUCAAGGAUGUGUGCAUACCAGAUCUUAUCAAGCUACUGGAUAUCCUCGGGGACAAUGGGAACUUGAGGAAUGAGGAGCAAGUGGCAAUAAUUCAGGCUAGCACUGUUUUGUCACUGGCAGAAAAGUGGAUUCAGCAGAUAGAAGGGACAGAGGCAGCACUACAUCAGAAGAUGAUGGACCUCGAGAUAGAAAUGGACAUGUUCUGUAAACAGAAAGGAUAUCUAGAAGAGGAGCUAGACUACAGAAAGCAGGCCCUGGACCAGGCCUACAUGCAAAUCCAGGAGUUGGAAGCAACCCUAUACAACGCCCUGCAGCAGGACAAGGUGAUAAAGUACGGCGAGCCUCUGAACGAGCUUCAGAAGGACGAGCUGAGAAUGGCGGUGGAGAAGCUGAGGAGGCAGAUGCUGAGAAAGAGUCGCGAGUACGACUGCCAGAUCCUCCAGGAGAGGAUGGAGCUGCUGCACCAGGCCCACCAGAGAAUCCGUGAUCUUGAAGACAAGACAGAAAUCCAAAGGCGGCAGAUUAAAGAUCUAGAGGAAAAGGUGCUGCGUCAGCUCAGAGGUCUUGUUUGGGUCUCCAAUGUUGAUUAUGUGUUGGACAAGCUGAAUACAGUGUGUGUAGCAGUGGCUGUUAAGAUCAGCGACUCCAGAUGUUGGUGGAUUCAGCCUGUGCGCACUUCAAACUUUACUAAAAAUGUUGUUGAUUUGGUUUUGUUUUAUUGACUGGACUGGAGUUAAGAUCUUCAAGAUUCCGCCCAGGACUGUUUAUUUUUCUAGCAAAGUAACACCCAAUGAGACCUUCAGAGGCUUGCAAAGAAAUCUAUAAACACAUAAAUAAUCUGACAUACAUAGUUUACAGAGACGCAUGCAUAUGUAAAUGCAACACACGCACACACACACACGUUUUGCUAGUUCAAAACCAAAGCCUGGAAGAUGUUCUCUCUGCCAUGCAGGGUUAUAAUAUGUCCACGGCCAUAAGGGGAACAUAAACAGACUGAAAACUCAAACAGUGAAAAAUACAAACCGCAGGACCACAGCUUUCCCUCUUUCAUGUGCUGCCCAAAGCUGUAAGAACAUUCUUUUGGGAUUCAAGUCAUCGAUGAGUAGAAACAAGCCAACUCAGGGCCCAUGAGUGCAGAAGCUGUCGGAGCAGAGCUGACCUCAGGCCAGAUAAUAAUAAGGAACAUUUGGGACACGCUGCCUUACUUUCUAGCCUGUGGUUGCUGCUUCCAGAAUGGUGCUUAAACUGACUGCUUGCACUUCCCCCAGAAGGUUAUACCUGCUAUAAGGCAAAGCUGUCCUGUAAACAGUGGAUUCUGAAGAGGAACACUCAGGUUCAUCACUGAAAAAAAGGUCAUAAAAGGUCAAAAGUGAAAGAGAUGGCUCCCUUACAUCCAGCUCCAGUCAGCACCAAUUUCCAUGAGGAAACCUGUAGAUUGUGGAACUGCUGUGAAGAUUUUUUUAAAAGCCAGAAGAGUAAAAAGGCGCAACUGUCCAGAUUUCUUUGUAGUGUUCCAACCAAUCAAUGUUUCCAAGAGUUCCACAAACACCUGUUAUGUAAUAUAUAUAUACUGUUGAUAUGUACAUGACUCUCAAUUAUUUUAUGUAGUCUUAUUAUUUUUUUGUGAUAAGCUGUCAUUUUUUUUACUCUCUGAAGCAGCUUGAACAGUUAAUGUACUUAGCAGUUUUCAAAUUAUUUAAAAAGGAUAUAAACUGCUCUGGUCUAUUGUGGUGAUGGCUGCAACAACGAACUUUAUACCCCAUAGAUGGUUAUAACUGAAAAGCUAAAUGAAUGUGGAUAUAAAAUGAAUUUUGGUCUUUUCUUCCCCUUUUUUCUCCUUCAUACAUAUUGUUCUAGAUAUAUCAGGCUCCAGGUCGGUUUGCCUCUUUGGUUAAAAUAAACCCUAAUUUCAUGCCUAAGUGAUAUCAUUUUGUAACCAUAAACAAACCUUUUUCUACCCAUGUACCAAAGAGUACGGUACAUUCAAUUUAUUUUGGUUAUUAAUUGGAGUAUAAUGACAUGUCCUGCUCAGGAAAGAUGAGAUUUUAAGAAGACUAAGAAAAUUUUAUU
Messenger RNA from Cyprinodon variegatus (sheepshead minnow), 3999 nucleotides. RefSeq names its product janus kinase and microtubule-interacting protein 2-like (gene jakmip2). The record is from RefSeq and is a predicted model, not a curated record. Lineage: Eukaryota; Metazoa; Chordata; Actinopteri; Cyprinodontiformes; Cyprinodontidae. Gene Ontology annotation, molecular function: kinase binding; microtubule binding.